AUGUCAUCACACGAAAGGCAUCUUUCAUCGAGCUCGGUCUCCAGUAUGACUUCUCUGAAGAAGGUUCAUAGUCAUGUAUCCAUACAUCAAGGAGAUGAGGAAUCUCAACCAAAGUUAAAGUUAUUCGAAAGUCCUCUCGCUCAUGACAGAAGGGCGUACUCGACCACCCCUUCGAUCCCGAGUUCUAUACAGAGUAUAUCUGGCCCUAUCAAUGUUGCUCGAAAGCAAUCAUACGACGAAUCGAUCGAGAAUCAAUAUGAUGAUAGGAAAGCUGAUACAUUCACAAAGGACGGCGCAGAAGAGGAAAUGUUUGAGACACCCGAAUUUCGAAGAUAUGAAGAGACCACCAAUAUGGAAUUAUUCUAUGACCUGUUCUUCGUUGCGAACUUGACAACCUUUAACGAUGUUCAUGAAGUUAAUGAAAUCGAUGCACUAAAGUCUUAUGCGGGCUUUUUUUGCAUUCUUUGGUUUCUAUGGUUACAAGUCAGUCUUUUCGAUGUUCGAUUCGUGACGGAUAGUAUACUGGAGAGAAUUGGAAAGGCAUGUCAAUUUGGUGUUAUGAUUGGGUUGGCAAUUGUGGGACCGGAUUUCAAUUCUUCAGAUCAAAGGCCUGGUGCUUUUCGUUCAUUGGCAAUUAUCUUGAUGUUUUCAAGACUCGUUUUAAGCUUUCAAUAUUCUGUUAUACUAUACCACGUUUGGCAUUACAAGAAUUCCAAAAUACCACUCUUUCUGAUUGCUGUGGCAAACGCCAUUGCUGCGCUAAUAUACUUUGGCACUUUCUUUGGAUUCACAGAAGAAACAGCUAAGACCGGGAAAGUCUUCGUAGUCUGGUAUAUCACAGCCGUCUUGGAAACCGCCGUUAACAUUGCUAUAUCAUCGAAAUGGAAAGUCCUUAGCUUCAGGGGAUCGCAUCUUGUUCAACGAAUGACUUUGCUUACUUUAAUUAUUUUGGGAGAAGGUAUAAUUGGAAUUAGCAAGAGCAUUGCGGAUAUUGCAGAACAAGAAGAGUCGUGGACUGCAUCACUAAUACUGACUGUUGUCUCAGCUGUUGGAAUAAUUUACUUUCUCUACAUGCUAUAUUUUGACUGGCUAAAUCGAUCUCAAUUUGGAUCCAUCCGUCAACAAAUAUGGGCAUUCCUACACUUUCCAUUUCAUCUCGCCCUAGUUUUCCUCGUCGAAGGCGCCGCCCAGUUCGUCCGAUGGCGCAAGGUAGUCGAAGUCAUCAACCAAGUCAGCAAAGAGUAUGUUGAUCAAUUCAAAAUAAGCCCCGCAGUCAAUAGUCUCGAUCUCAAAACACGACUAGCAAACGUCACUGAAACAAUCUUCAACAAAUUCCCACCGGAAUUCACGCAAACGUUUUCGGAUACCCAAAAAGCUUUGUUCAAUAUUGGCAAUACGACUUUCAAAUCAACAGAACAGUUGGGGAACAUCACCACUUUAUUUUCGACAGUCCAAGAUUCUCUAUUUGAUAAUUUUGGCAUAGACCCCCCAGAAAGUGACGCUGCCAUUACCGAUCCUAACGAAGAAUGGAAUGAAAAUGUGGGAGUUCUAGCACUUGUAUUCACCUAUUUCCACCUCGCCUCCGCCCUAACCCUUAUCCUAAUGAGCACCCUCCACUUCCUCAGCCGACCAACCAUGACGCGCGCAGAUAAAAUACGUCUCGCUAUCAACAUCGUGUUAUCUGCUAUAUUAGCUUGUCUGGCGGGAAUAUCUUAUACGCAGGCUGGUUUUGAGUUUGCGCAGAGUGCGUGGGUAUUGCCGGUUGUGGCGGGGUUUAUUUUUGGUUAUGCUAUUAGGGUAUACGAAGGUUUUGUGGUGAGUGUUUGA
This is a messenger RNA of Sclerotinia borealis F-4128, 1827 nucleotides long. NCBI's taxonomy places the organism in Eukaryota, Fungi, Ascomycota, Leotiomycetes, Helotiales, Sclerotiniaceae. The record is from the annotation of a GenBank genome assembly.